UUGAAAUUUGAAACAUGUUUGUAAAUAAUAAUAAAGAGAAAUGUGAUAUUAAUUUGAUUUAUAUAGUGUAUUCAAAGUUCUAAUGUUAAAGUUUAGUUGGGCUACUAUAUCUGAAUUUUUAGAUUUUUACAGAUAAGUCCAGAUGACGCGUUUUGCAUUGUGAUAUUUCAAGUACUCCAUGGCUUUUAAUGACAGAUCAUUGUCAUUUGGCAACAUCACUUGUCAAAUCUAAUCUCUUUAUUGAUCUGUUUGGAAUAAAUACAUCAUUGUGAUGCCUUUUGGACAACAUGAGGAUGAUGGAGUCAUAUUUUCUGAAAGUUUUAACCUUUAGUUUAUGUACUAUUGGAGGGUAUAUUUUGUGGACAAUGGGUAUUAACAGUAUGUAUCGCAUCAGGAUAAAAAGUUAUGAUGUUACAGAUAAAGGAACUGGUCACAAUAUAUGUUUUAUUAAGACACAUAAGUGUGCAAGUUCGACAAUCACAAAUAUCAUGCAACGAUAUGGCUUAAAAAAUAAUCUCACUUUUGCAUUACCUCUUAAGAAUAAUGUGUACUUUGGAUUUUUGAGGGAUUUCAGAGAAGAUUCUGUGGCUCCGCUGCCACCUGGGAAACAGGCCAAUAUGUUAGUUAAUCACGCAAUCUUUAAUGAGCCUGGUAUGAAACACAUCCUCGGUCAGGACGUGAAAUUCAUUGGAGUCCUUCGUUACCCGCUUAAGCAUCUUAAAUCUGUAUAUAACUACUUUAGAUUGGAGCAGAAAUAUCUCAUGCCAAGUAUUGAUACGUUCCUCUCAGAUCCGAAAAAGUAUGACGUCGAAACAGAACGCUGCUCUUACACUCAUAACUUCCAGGCAUUCCAUUAUGGCUUUAACAUGUUAAAAUCAGACUCCAAAAACUACAUAAAGCAUAGGACUUUAUAUUUAGACAGGAUAUUUACCUUGAUGAUCAUCGUAGAGCAUUUCGAUGAAUCUAUGAUCCUGCUAAAACGAGCGUUGAAUUGGAAAUUAUGGGAUGUAGUGUACAUGUCGAAGAAGGUGAGAGAGUACAAUGAAAAGAAUAGAGAAAUCACUGAAGAGAAAGAGGCAGUCUUCAAAAAAUGGAAUAAUAUAGACUAUUUCUUGUAUGAUCACUUUAAUAAGACUUUGUGGCACAGAGUAAAACUGCAGGGUACAGGCUUUAAGAAAGAACUCGAUAUAUUCAAAUCGAUUCUGCAGGAAGUGACAUCUUUUUGUAGUUCGGAUAUUAUUAGUGGAGAAUUAAAACUUGUUGAUACUUAUAAUAAUCAAACUCAAACAUGGACAGCUGAAGAUUGCGUUUCACUCAAACGUGACCCUAAAGAUUUUACUCAAACGAUCCGUAAGAAACAAUAUGGCGGUUUGUUCAAGCAUAGAUUUCCUAGUAAAUACCCGGCAAAGAAAACGGCAUCUCACAUGGGGCGAAAAAUAAUUGGUGAUUGGGCUGUGUCAGGAUUCUGAAAUAACAUUCCUUUCGAUUGCAAUAAUGGAUACUUGAUAUUGUAAUAUGAAAUAAUAAUGAUAUUCAAGCUUAGUCACUAAUGAGAAAUAAAGUCUAAAAAUAAUAUCAUGUUAACAUUGACUGUUGUUAUAUACAGUACAUAAAGUUGAUUCAAAAGAUCUAACGCAGCUUACAGUGAGAUCAGAUCCACCAGCAUUAGACAAAAAAAGAAUUGUAUAAGUCAUUUGCACCUGUGUUAUUCUUUAUUAGAUGUAUAAUGCUUCCGUUUGACAGUAAAAUAUUACAUCCUACUGGUAGAGGUGAUCAAUAUUAAAGCUUUCUAUUUCUUGAAUGUUAAGGAAUCUAUUCAAG
Messenger RNA from Owenia fusiformis, 1821 nucleotides. The record is from the annotation of a GenBank genome assembly. NCBI's taxonomy places the organism in Eukaryota, Metazoa, Annelida, Polychaeta, Sabellida, Oweniidae.